AUGGAUCUUGCAGUCUUGGAAAAUUCGGAAAGGGCUGACAGGUGGGAUAAAGGCAUCAAGAUCGGAGAGGGAACCUUUGCCAAUGUAUAUAAAGGUAAAGAGAAGAGUACCGGACGGAAGAUUGCUAUCAAAAAGAUCAAAGUCGGAGAAAUGAGACACGGGCUGGAUGUGACCGCUCUGCGGGAAGUCAAGUUCCUGCAAGAAUUGAAACACCCCAACAUUAUUGCUCUUCUCGAUGUCUUUUCAGUCAAACAGAACGUCAAUCUGGUCUUAGAGUUUCUUGAUACCGACCUCGAAGCUGUCAUUCGAGAUACGGCAUUGAUUUUCCAGAAUGCUGACAUCAAAAGCUGGAUGGUGAUGUCGUUGAGGGGACUAGAAUAUAUCCACCGCAAUGGUGUACUCCAUCGAGAUUUGAAGCCCAACAACUUGCUGAUUGCGGCCAGCGGGGAGCUGAAGAUAGCAGAUUUCGGCUUGGCACGCGAAUUUGCAGAUGCUGGUAGUAAGAUGACAUGUCAAGUCAUAACCAGGUGGUACCGCCCCCCCGAGCUUCUGUUUGGCUCGCGCCAUUACUCACCCGCGGUGGACAUAUGGUCAAUGGGCACAAUAUUUGUCGAGUUGGUGUUACGCACUCCCUUCUUGGCCGGGGAGACCGAUAUAGACCAACUGAAGAAAACUUUCCACGCCAUGGGGACACCGUCGGAGCAAGAAUGGCCAGGUUACACCAGACUCCCAGAUUACCACGAUGUUGGCUCUUUCCCAAAGAACCAGUGGUGGGGCCUGAUUGCUUCCAUCGGCAAAGACGGCCAAGAUUUGGCACGGGAUCUGCUCAAAUUUGAUCCUCGACUACGCCCCUCCGCAAAGAUUGCAUUAAACCAUUCGUUCUUCGGCUCUUAUCCAGUUCCUACUCCACCUGCGCUCCUUCCCAAGCCUCUUGCCGAGCUUCGUGCCAGGCCUCUGGCGCCUGAUGAACUCAAUGGAAAGCCGUUGACCGAUUCCAACCAGGGACUGAAGCGUAAGGCAGAAACUCCUGUAGGAGACAGCGUAUCGCGAAAACUUGUCUUCGCCUGA
Molecule: messenger RNA, 1068 nt
Organism: Cryptococcus wingfieldii CBS 7118
Lineage: Eukaryota; Fungi; Basidiomycota; Tremellomycetes; Tremellales; Cryptococcaceae
Product: CMGC/CDK/CDK7 protein kinase
Exons: 9
Coding region: 1-1068 (355 amino acids)
Biological process (GO): protein phosphorylation; positive regulation of transcription by RNA polymerase II
Cellular component (GO): cytoplasm; nucleus; transcription factor TFIIK complex
Molecular function (GO): RNA polymerase II CTD heptapeptide repeat kinase activity; ATP binding; cyclin-dependent protein serine/threonine kinase activity
Source: RefSeq, a predicted model, not a curated record